Messenger RNA from Didymosphaeria variabile, 2136 nucleotides. It is a transcript of the gene TRM1, whose product is annotated as RNA methyltransferase tRNA(m5U54)methyltransferase. The record is from RefSeq and is a predicted model, not a curated record. Bases 1 to 2136 code for a protein of 711 amino acids. Gene Ontology annotation, biological process: tRNA N2-guanine methylation. Gene Ontology annotation, cellular component: nucleus. NCBI's taxonomy places the organism in Eukaryota, Fungi, Ascomycota, Dothideomycetes, Pleosporales, Didymosphaeriaceae. Gene Ontology annotation, molecular function: RNA binding. The transcript is spliced from 2 exons.
AUGGUCGAGCCACAGCCCGUAUCGAUUGAAGCUCUACCUCGAGCAGGGCAGAGCGUCCAGCAUGAAGGGAAGGAAUAUACUACAAUCAACGAAGGGCUCGCACAUAUCCUUGUGCCUUACGACACGCCCACCUCUCUGGACCCGAAUAUGUCCAAAGAGGAUACGCAGAAGCAACAGGUCUUUUACAAUCCAAUCCAGCAGUUCAAUCGUGAUCUGAGCGUCUUGGCCAUUAAGACGUUUGGCGAGGAUUCGAUCACACGGAAGCAGGAAAGGCAUGAUCAGCAGAAGAAGAAGGCAGACAGGAAGAACAAGAAGAGGGUGAAGAAUGAUGUCGCCAGUAAUGAGUCAGCUCCAGAGACAUCUACGGUCCAGCUCGUCGGUGCUGCUGCAAACAAAAGGAAGCUGGACGACGGCGAGGCAGCCGUGAGUACGGAAGAGUCUGCAGCCAAGCGAAGGAAGAGCGUUCAGGAUAACACCGACGCUGCCAUGUCUGGCACCGAAGAUGUAAAUGCCGCCGCGUCCGAAACAGAGAGGCCCACAGAACAAUCGCCGUGGAGACCACCUUUUAGCAUACUAGAUGCUCUAUCUGCGACUGGCCUUCGUGCGCUACGAUACGCAAACGAAAUACCGUUUGCGACCUCUAUCACAGCUAAUGACAUGUCGGAAAAGGCGACACAAUCUAUUGCGCUCAAUGUGAAGCACAACAGACUCGAGAACAAGAUCCAAGCUCAUACUGGCAAUGCGAUUGCUUAUAUGUACAGCUUCUGUGACAAGAAAGGAUAUGAUGUGAUCGAUCUGGAUCCCUACGGCACCGCCUCUCCUUUUAUAGAUUCGGCCAUACAAGCUAUCAACGACGACGGCCUAUUGUGCGUCACCUGCACCGACUCUGCCAUCUUCGCUUCCCAUGGCUAUUUAGAGAAGACCUUCUCCCUAUACGGCGGUUUACCGCUAACCGGUGAUUCCUGCCAUGAAGGUGGUCUCCGGCUGGUACUACAUGCUAUCGCGCAAUCUGCAGGGCGAUAUGGCAUGGCUAUAGAACCUCUGCUCUCCCUUUCUAUCGACUACUAUAUCCGAGUCUUUGUAAGGGUGCGAAAGUCACCCAAUGACGUGAAGUUCCUUGCCGGGAAGACUAUGCUCGUAUACCAUUGUGACGCAGGAUGCGGAGCGUGGAAGACGCAACCCUUGGCUCGGCAUAGGGAACAAAAGGCGAAGAACAACAGCACUUUUUAUAAGCAUGGGUUCGCCCAUGGCCCCUCUGCAAAUGAACACUGCGAGCAUUGCGGAUUCAAAACACAUGUGUCCGGUCCGAUGUUUGGGGGACCUUUGCACAAUCCAGAGUUCAUCAAGCGGGUUCUCGCGCAGCUGAAAGUUGCGGAUCGAACAACAUACCCUACGAUGGAUCGCAUCGAAGGCAUGCUUCACACCGCGCUGGAAGAAACAACCUUUGGCGCCGAAGAGAGUGCCAGCAAGAGUAAGGAGCCAGAGCGCCUAGAUGCAUUGAUUCCAAAGGCAGACCCAGCAGUCUUGGAUCAUCACCCCUUCUUCACAACCACCAGUUCGUUGUCCAGAGUAGUUCACUGCUCAGCUCCGCCUACUGCAGCUGUACGAGGUGCCCUUCGCCACGCUGGGUUUCGGGUGACCAUGAGCCACUGCCGACCCGGCUCCAUCAAGACGGAUGCAUCGUGGAGGGACAUGUGGCAUAUUAUGCUUGAGUGGGUUCGCCAAAGAGCACCACUGAAGAACGCGCUCAAACAGACCAGCGCAGGUCACGCCAUCAUGUCAAAAGGAAGCGCUCAUCAGAAGGCAUCGGCGGGACAGCGGCCAAAAGAGAUUACAGACGUUGCAGCGGCGGCAGAGAUUUCGGCAGCAGAGUUGCAAACCACUGGUGAUGGGAUUCCAGAAAGAACUCUCAAUGGUGCAAUCGCGGGCACCGGAGAUGCUGAACAGCAGGGCUCGGAAGGAAACGGCGAGCUGACGGGAACGAAAGGCGGCUCAAGUGAUCGCCCUUCCUAUUUGGGUGUCAAUUUCGAAGUCAAGUUCGAUGAGCGGCUCGGCAAGGACCAGGACAGAGGGAAAUAUGUGCGCUACCAGGUCGCUCCACGCGAGAACUGGGGUCCCAUGUCGCGCGCGAAGUAG